GGAUGUAAAAUAACAAAGGCUUUCAACCGAAAACCCCCAAAUUUUUGGGAUGUGAUGGUGCAAUGUUUUGUAUUACAUGAUGUCCAAUCACAGUCUCAACAUUCUGCAGGCCAAAGAAGAAGAGAGUUGAUAAAUGAGUGUGAAGACGACCUUCAUGGCUCUGACACUGAUAGUGGUGACAUGCCUGAAACACAAGUUCAUGAGACGCAAGAAGAGGAAGACAUAUAUCGUGUAAUAAUUGAUGAUUAUACACCCUGUGUCACAGAAGUGGUCCGAAAUCCCGCUCGGAGAGACCAGCAACGCUCAAGGCUAAAUUUGCAGAAAAACGCUAGCACUUCAGAAAGAUUAGGUCAAACGUCACGACCUUCUACUGGUGGUGGUUCACAGGGAGGUCGAAGAAGACAAUCGCUUGAAACAACCAAACAAGACACUAUAGCUGGAUAUACAGAGUUCCAACAACAAAGUUUACAACAACUUUGCCUAGGUGCUUUUGACCAAAAUGACUAUGACGAGUGGAAAAAAGCGGAAGCCAUAUUCCUUAAUCUAAAAUUCCAAAAGACCAAUUUUAUUGGCAGUGACGAGGAUAAGCUACAACUGUUACAAGCGAUGACUGGUGUUUCUCGAAACAAAGAAGAUAUCCCAAAACUGUUAGGCUCGGGACCAUCAUAUGGGAGUCCACAUUCAGGAAAUAUUUGGCAUCAAAUGGUCAACAAUGGGGGCACACCAUCAAAUUACAUGAGGAUUGUGGGAACCAAUGAAGAUCAAAGAGAUGUUGGUUUGAGACUUGGCUGA
Molecule: messenger RNA, 792 nt
Organism: Thlaspi arvense
Lineage: Eukaryota; Viridiplantae; Streptophyta; Magnoliopsida; Brassicales; Brassicaceae
Source: the annotation of a GenBank genome assembly